Molecule: messenger RNA, 1587 nt
Organism: Monomorium pharaonis (pharaoh ant)
Lineage: Eukaryota; Metazoa; Arthropoda; Insecta; Hymenoptera; Formicidae
Exons: 2
Coding region: 1-1587 (528 amino acids)
Biological process (GO): DNA integration
Molecular function (GO): nucleic acid binding
Source: RefSeq, a predicted model, not a curated record
AUGACGCCGCGUAAUUUGAAGGCCGCGGAUUGCACGCCACGAUGUCCUUGGCUGUUUCGGCUGCCGCUGAGCCGGCUCGGGGUUGAUCAGGCCCCGUCCGGCCCACUCCUCGGGGCCGUGGCUACCGCGCCGGCUGGGGCUUCCUCCAUCCUGGUUGUCGGAUUUGAGACAACGAAGUUGAAUCUGAGCUUGAGGGAGCCUAGUUUGGUGGGCGCAAUACGCCUGGCUCGUUUAUUCUGGAUUAAGCUGAUACAGAACAAUAAUUUUGCUAAGGAACUGCACGCAUUGAAAUUGAACCAAACUCUGCCAAACACCAGUAAGUUAAAAAAUCUUACUCCUUUCCUUGACAGUGAGGGUGUGAUACGAGUGGGCGGUAGGCUCACGAACGCCCCACUCUCUUACGAUGAAAAACACCCUGUUAUCAUUCCUCGCCAUAGAGUAGCUACUCUCAUAGUCGAUCACGCUCACCUAAGAUGUCUUCACGGCGGCACUCAAUUAACCUUACGUGUUAUUAAACAGAAUUUUUGGAUCUUGAACGCCCGCAAUCUGAUUAAAUCAAUCAACUAUAGCUGUGUCGUUUGCUCCCGCUAUAGAGCUCUUCCUGUCUCUCAAAUCAUGGCUGACUUGCCUGCUGCUCGUGUCACUCCAUCUCGUCCGUUCAUGCACUGCGGCGUGGAUUACGCUGGACCCUUUCAUGUUCUACCUGUCCAACGCCGAGGGCAGAAAUCCUUCAAGGCUUAUGUAUCCGUUUUUGUGUGUCUAGCUACACGUGCGAUCCACCUCGAGUUGGUGAACGAUUAUUCCACUAACAGGUUUUUAGCAGCCUUCAAGCGUUUUGUUGCUCGACGGGGUCUUCCUUCCAAUAUGUACAGUGAUAAUGGCACUAACUUCCGAGGUGCCGAUCGUGAGCUAAAGCGAGUGUUUAAGAUUCUAGUUAGAGAUCCGAAUCUAAUUACUCAUCUGGCUUCCGAUGGAGUUACGUGGAAGUUUAUCCCUCCGUCGGCGCCACACUUCGGCGGAUUGUGGGAGGCCGGCGUGAAAGCCAUGAAAUAUCAUUUAAUCAGAAUCGUCGGAUCUCAUACUCUGUCCGUAGAAGAAUUUACCACUCUAUUAGCUCAGGUUGAAUCAUGUUUGAAUUCUAGACCUAUCUCGGCUCUAAAUGAUGAUCCUGAGGACCUUUCUAUCCUUACUCCCGGCCACUUCCUUAUAGGCGAAAGCCUGACGUCGUUGCCUGAGGAGUCUGUACUAAAUCUUAAAGAAAAUCGAUUGGACCGGUGGCAGCGUGUACGUCGGAUGAUGGAGCAGUUUUGGAAGGUGUGGUCGCGUGAAUACCUACACACACUUCAACAGCGAUUGAAAUGGCGGCAGAGCUGUUCUAACUUACGAAUUGGAGAACUCGUACUCGUUCAGAACGAAUCGUUACCGCCCUCUAAAUGGGAACUCGGACGUAUCCUAAAUCUAUAUCCGGCUAAGGAUGGAAAAAUUCGAGUUGUUGAUGUAAAAACUACCUCUGGAUUGUAUAAGCGCCCUGUAUCGCGGUUGUGCCGUCUACCCGUCGAGAAUCCGAACCUGCUACCCUCAUCUUGA